GCUAACCCCAGCCGCCGCCGUGUGUGUUGGGGAGUUACACAACCAGUCAGGGCAGAUUGCGCGCUGCGAACGUGAGUUUCCCAAGUCAGCCAAAGCUCCCGUCUCUCUCUCUCUCUUCUUCCCCUCCUCUCUCUCGCUCUAGAGCUAACCUUUUCCGCCGCCUCCGCCGCCUUCUCUCUCCCCCCCCGGCUCUUAGAAAGCACCCUCACCUUUGCCAUUUCUGGAAACGUCCCCCCCCCCCCCGAAUCAAGACAACACAUUUUUUGGUGUGUGCAUCGCUGGAGAGGGGCAAGGAUCUCAAGAUGAGAUGCUUCAUUCUGCUGGAGCCUGGCACGGAACUGAGGUCGCUUGCUACUGGCCACACAUCUCCUUAGAAGAGGAGCUGGGAUUCCGUUCUUCCCCAUCUUUAUUUUCAUGCGUUAAUAAAACAUACCUGCCAUACCCUGCAAGCCUGGACUGAUGAAUCUAAAGGAUAGAACAGAACUCUGUACUGUGUAAACGAGCUGAUGGACGAAGAUGAGAAGGACAGGGCAAAGAGGGCAUCGCGCAACAAGUCAGAGAAGAAAAGAAGAGACCAGUUCAAUGUACUCAUUAAGGAGCUGUGCACCAUGCUGCAGGGGCAUGGACAUCCUCUCAAGAUGGACAAAUCCACAAUACUGCAGAGGACCAUCGACUUCUUACAGAAACAGAAAGAAAUCACAGCACAGACAGAGGCCUGUGAGAUUAGACAGGACUGGAAGCCUUCAUUUCUUAGCAAUGAGGAGUUCACCCAGUUGAUGUUAGAGGCAUUAGACGGAUUUCUCAUCGCACUUACCACUGAUGGGAUUAUUAUUUAUGUAUCUGAUAGUGUUUCUUCUCUUCUUGGACAUUUACCGUCAGAUUUGGUGGACCAAAAUAUAUUAAACUUUCUGCCUGAGCGCGAACAGAGCGACGUGUACAAGCUGCUUUCUCCACACAUGCUCAUGACAAACACUGUGGCGGCAGAUUUUCUAAACACUGAAAAACAAAUAGAAUUUUGUUGUCAUUUAGCCCGAGGAAACCUGGAUCCAAAUGAACCCAUUACAUAUGAAUAUGUGAAAUUUGUAGUGGAUUUUAAAUAUUUUACUCAUGUGCCUACAUCCUCUUACAACGGCUUUGAAUCUGCCAUCGCACGAGUGUUCCGGUCAACCAAUGAAGAGCAGAUUUGCCUCGUAGCAACAGUUCGUCUCGUUACUCCACAGUUCUUAAAGGAACUUUGUAAUGUGGAAGAACCGUGUGAAGAAUUCACAUCAAGACACAGUCUGGAGUGGAAAUUCUUAUUUUUAGACCACAGAGCCCCGCCUAUCAUUGGUUACUUGCCCUUCGAGGUGCUUGGGACGUCGGGUUACGACUAUUACCAUGCGGACGAUCUAGAGCUCCUUGCUAGGUGCCACGAACAGUUGAUGCAGUUUGGAAAAGGAAAGUCUUGCUACUACAGAUUCUUGACUAAAGGCCAGCAAUGGAUAUGGCUGCAAACACACUAUUACAUCACCUACCAUCAAUGGAACUCUAAGCCGGAGUUUAUUGUGUGUACCCACACGGUAGUUAGUUAUGCCGAGGUUCGAGCUGAAAGAAGAAGAGAUCUCGGCCUUGAGGAGUCAUCCAUUGAACUAGCGUCUUCGUCUUUGAAGAGUCAUGGUAGCUACAUUGAUAUCCGGCAGUGUGUAACCAACCAAGAAGCCAGCCGGGAUAAGGUGUCCGUAUCAUCUCACAGUUCCCGCCGAUCGUCACAUACGGCCCUCUCUGACUCUGCAUCCACUUCGUCCAUCCGGCAUACGGAUGCCAGCACCCCUACCAGGCAGUCCUUGCCAAUGGGGCAAUCCGACAAGGCACCCCUGAGGCUGGCCUCCAGCAGCAGCACACCAGGUAUAAUAACCCCUCAAACACCUGCUGAACAUCUCACACAGCAUCACAUGACGCAGCCUCCAGUUCCUGCGCAGCAAGCGGUCAUGCCCGUGUACCACUUCCCAGCCCAGAUCGGGAUGAUGCAUCAGCUGAAAGAGCAGCUGGAGGAGAGAACGCGCAUCCUGCAGGCUGACAUCAAGACACAGCAAGAGGAGCUCCAUGUCAUCAAGGAACAGCUGCAGCUGGUGCAAGACUCCAAUCUGCAGAUGUUCAUGCAGCAGCCGAUGCCCAUGGUCUUCAACAACGUGCAGCACCAGAGCCCACGAAGGCCUUCUCAACCACAGGCAACGGCCACCAGCACAGGGAGUAGGCAAGCGACCCCCAAGAAGUCCCAGCAACCAGGCCUUAUGGGAUCAAAGCAGUACUGUGGCACACACUUGCCUUCACCGCAGCAAUUCCUCAGGGAACCUUGCGUCACGUCAACCCAGGUGCAGCAGCAACAGCAACAGCAGAAGCAUGUCCUAAGAGGAAACCAGGUCCAGCAGGCCUGCAUGCCCAUGCAGAUGAGCAUUUCCAUGCCCCUGUACAACAACCCUAUGGUCUUCUCCCAAACACACCCCAUCACUGUGUCUGCUCCGAUGCCAGCAGAAAUGGGCGAAAGGACACAGCAGCCUGAUUACAGCCAAGAUCAGAUCAGGAUGUUGUUAGACCAGCCGGUGCAGCCCUUGAUGUCCGGUGCUAAUGGGAGCAGCCAGUCCUCGCAGAGCAACGCCGGCAGGCAGCAAACCAAGUUUGCUCUGGAGCCACAGGGACUCCCUGCUACGAUACAGAUGCAACCGAUCACGUGCGCCACCAUCCGUGCGCCUGCCCCUGCGCCCGUCUUCACACCCUCUGUGAUGAUUCCGCAUGCCAGUGUCGCUGCCCAGCAGGGCCACCCUUCCGGCAGCCUCCACCAGUGGCAGCCACAGCAAGUGCAACAGCAUCACCUUAACCUCCAGAUGCAAGGGGCUGCCACCGAGUCGGUCCCGGUGGGCCAGAACCAGCGCCUCUUCCAGCAGCCUCACCUUCCGCAGCAGAACCCAGCCCCAGCCAUGGGCUAUUUCCACCACCCGCAGCCCCAGACCCGCCACCUCCAGGGCCAGGCGUGCAGUCUGCAGGACCUGCCCGAAAUGCAGCUGCCAUGAGGCCGAGAAAGAGCGACGGCGGCAGGAGUGAAGGCGGCGAGCUCGGGCAUCGCGGCUGUGCUGAGCAGAGGUGAGGGGCUGGAGUGCAGGCGGGGAGGAGAGAGGCCCUCCCUGCACGGCCCUCGAGAGGCAAGGCUUGUGCGGAGGGAGACGUGGCAGACCAGGGAAGAAGGCCCUGGCAGGAUGGAGAAGGGCGGCUGGGGCUUCUGGCACUUGAGACCCCACCCCACACACACACACACAACCAGCAAACCAGGAUUCAAGCGAGGGCACACUUGGUUAGCUGUGUGAACUGUCCACUGCUAGACCAUCCCCUCCUUCCUGUGUUUAGAGCCAUGUUUAUGAAAGGCCAAAGCAGGCAGAAGAGACAGUGGAGAUGGAAGCAGCCACCGGCCAGAACCGGUCCGUUCGCAGGUACCAAUUCUCUGCUCAUUUUGAAGUCAAAAUGUGGGUUGCCCAAGUGGGGCAAAUACCUGCAAGGGGAGCACAAUCCGAAACAUGUCCAUCUUUGCGUGUGUCGAAGCCAGCGUCCGGGUGGCGGGGUUUCCACUUCGUCAGUUUGGUUUACGUGCUGAUGAGUUGGCGUCCGAGAACGUACGUGAGGGCAAGCGGCAGCUGAAUCUUUUUCUUUUCAAAACCUUUGCUGAAUUUCACUGUGAAGAACGUGGAAUGCAGAAACUGUAACCAGCACCAGGCUACCGUUUUAAGUGUUUUUAUUGUGUGGGUCUGCACAAAGAUCUCGUUCUGGUACAGUAGUUCACACGUGGAUUACUAAUCAAAUUCCUCCCCGACCCGGCAGUUUUCCUAUACCUCACUCUCCUCGUUUGUUUUUGGAUAAUUGAGAAAUGCUGCUACUGGGUGUGACACCACACUUGCCUGACUUUUACACUUUGCACCAGCUUCUUUCACAGAGUAACCACGUGUACGAAGGGUUCUCCUGUUUCGUUACGAGGUGCAGAUGCAACUCGUAUCGGUUUUUACUCCGCAUUUAGCCAAAUAUAUUUUUUCACAAGGUGCAGGAAAGAAACCUUUCCCUUCUCUCGGAUAACCCUUUCCGGGAUGGAGGGUGGGAGGUGUCUUGACACCCCAAGACAAAAGGCAAACUUUGUGGUUUUGCUGUUUGGUGUUGGUAUAUGGCGAAGUGGAGAUUUCUACUUAGCAAAGCCACCUGCGCAAUUACUAGUCAGUAGCGUUAGCAAUAAAUUGUAUUUUUGUAUAUUGUCACUUUAACUGUGUUUAUAUUUAUGAACGUUUUAAAAAAAAGUUUUAUUCCUUCAGUGGGUGUGUAUACCAAAGUGUCCCCUACUGUUUUGUGUGUUUCCAAAGGAAAAUGAAUAUUAUUGUUAGGGGCAUUUUGUUCUGUUUUUUACUGGGCUGGGUUUGCACACUUUUAUAUCCCAGGUUCAGAGAGCAACUUUUACCAAUACUUUAAAGGAAAGAAGAAAAGAGGUUGCAGUUAAGAGCCUGGUUUACAAAACAAAAACAAAACAAAAACAUGUUAAUUCAUUGCUGGCAUUUAAGAAAAGGUUUGUUCAGACAGCUCUGCAGUUUCUCUCACAUCUUUUUGGCUGGUUCAUUUGACAAGAGUUCAGGGCCCCAAAAAGCAGGGCUUCAAUCACUUUAGCUCUGGGAGUGGAAUGUUCUCAGGCAGCAGCAGAUCAAUCACUGUGUAUCGGGGAGUGGGGGUCAUCAAUCCCCCCCCCCAUCUACCAGUAGUGUGAUUUCUUUACUAUUGAUGCACUUGAGUGUAUGUUUAUGCACAACUAAAUUUCCUCCCACCCUUAGAGAAGGUGUGUAUGUGUGUGUACACUUGCCUUGCUCUGACUGUGAGAUGUAGGUCUCUACUUACAGAGAGAGACUGAGGGAAGCAUCUUCCCGACGUCCUUGAAAAGGAGAAUGUAAGCAUUGCCCACGGGUAGCUGUCGGAGGCAAGCCUUUAGCCUUUGCACUGAGAGAGGAAGGCACUGAGUUUAGCAGGGUUAGGAAAGGCAGGAAUAAAGCAGACACCAGCCCUAUGCACACAUUAUAUACACUAGGCCCAUUCACAUGUUACGUACAACCAGAUCUGAACACAGGUACAGUCAUUCAUGUGUUAUGCUGAAUGCAGGUACAGAAGUACACUUGCUGUCUAUACCAUGCACCUGAAGGGCCUGUAUCCAGUUUCACUUUUUAAAUGAACACAAGUACAGUCAUCCACACAAACAAAAGUACGGGUAUACAGGCAUUGGUACAUGCAUACAACAUAAUGUCUGAAUCGGACUUCUGUGUACAGUAUACACGGAUACAGAUCUGUAUGCAGGUACACUUGUUCACACGUUGAAUGCAGGUGCAGCAGAUACACUUCCUGCCUGUACCAUGCUUCUGAGGAAAUUGUGCCCAGGCUCACUUUUAAAAUGAAUGCAGGUACAGUCAUUCACACAUACAAAUGUACGAGUGUACAGACAUCAGUACACUUGUACAGCAUAAUGUCUGGAUAGGGCUCUGCUUUUAACUAGAGUCUGCCGCAAAUAGAUCAGAAUCGGAGAGGUGUCCAACCUCUCACAUUCCCCACAGCAUCCUUCUCAAGGCAAAAGAGGGAGAAUUGGGACUCUGAGAAAUCUGGCUCUGUUCCUCCACUGAAUGCUUGAAAGAGCCAUGCCAUAGGAGACUAAUAGGCCAGAACUCCAGUUUUAGAAAUGACAUUUGGAAGAAUGUAGAGUCAGGUUUUGUUUUCGUGAAUGCCAGGAUGUUUUAUGGCACUGGGCACCUUAUUAUAUUAUUAUUAUUAUUAUUAUUGCAAAAUGCUGUUACCGUGUUUACCCCCAUAGAAGGCAACUCUAAAUUUAAGACGAUGCCUUAAAAGAUAGAGGUUACCUACAUUUUAUACUGGUACUUACCCCAAAGAAAGAAGUCCCUGAACCAAAAACGACCCCCUUAGAUUCAAGAGGGAAGUACUGGGGGGAAUCCUUGUCUUAGAUUUAGGUAAAUACGGUCGCGGAGGGAUUCCCCAGCCAGAGGGUCCACAGUAGCGCAGGCUUGCGGCCACUUGCUGCACAGGCUCAGGCUUUAUACUUCAAGUCGGCUGCUUGUGGCUUAGUCCACGACAGGCACCACUGACCAAUGUCAAUGGUCAGAAAAGGGCUUCACCUUUACAGACAGUAAAGCCAUUCUUGAAUGAGCCUGACACUGUUAGCUCCUGCCUGGAGGGGUAAAAACGGCACUGAAUAAUCCACCCAGCCAUGGUGUGCUCGAAGUGCAAAGAGCCAGGGGAAAUGUGCUAGAGCAGCUCCACCAUUGACGGGUUGGAGUUUCAUGGCUAUGAGUCUAAGGUGUGUAGAAGCAUUAGGGAGGAUUUCGGACGGUCACGAGAGUGGCGUUAAUUAGACACCGAUGCAGAGCUGGCUUUUCCACACUGUGACCCGCCUCUCCUGGCCAACCAGAUUGUAUUUUGCAGCACUGUGCAGUUGUCUGAAACAACUCCCACCCCCCACACCCCAGUCCGUGGGUUUUUGCCUUUGGAAGCACUUUUUGAAAGAAAGAGCCAAGACAGAAGGAUGUUUGUGCACUCACGGCUUAAUGUGAGGCUUGUGCGUCACAGGCGGCUUUCUUUCCUGGGACAGCCUCGUGGGUGUUUGCGAGUUGGGACUGCCUGCGUCAAAAGGGGUAGAAGAGAGGAGGCGGGAAGGAUGAGGCCUGUUCCCAUCAACAAAGCACUAAAGCUUCACUGCGCUCCACUUUGCUGGAGAGAUAAAUAAGGGGGAGCCCCCCCCCUUAUUGUAAGGCUAGGUCAGGUUCUAAAAGGCAGCCCACUCAAUGAAUGGGGUCUCUUUUCCUUGCUCACCAGUAGAGCUGAAAAGGGUCCGUUUUCUCAAGAGUAGCUGGCUUUGGGCAGUGCAAUGCUAAUUUGUCCUCCCCCGUAAGUGAUUUUGUCCUUCCUAGAACAAGAAGUACAACAGACCCAGGAGAAUAAUUUCCAGACAUAAGAGUCCAAGAGGGGAGUGUUUUCCAGCAGGACACCUCUGCAGGGCAGUUUUGACUGGGUUCUAGUCACAACACAGUUUCCCUUGACAGUGGGAUGAAAACCCGCAAAGUAGCUGUGCUGGUGCAGCUUCAACAGCCAUUGGACUUUCACUGUGAGCCAAAGAAAUCCUUUGGGUCCAGACAUACCUUGUUCCAUCCCCACUUUAGCACAAAAGUGUUGCAUAGGAAAGAGAGGAGGGGCCUGCAGGCAGCCUUUUGGAUACAGGUGUUCUAUCUGCGAGGUUGUCCACAUCCCCACCCCACUCAGCACUUCUGUGUUAACUCCAUGCACCUUAAGAAACCUGUUGGGUACUGCUGCGCCGUCCCUGUAGCAAGUCAAAAGGACACCAUAUCCCUUCACCCUUAAUAGGAUUUACAGAGAGAGAGAGAGAGAGAGAGAGAAAUGGGACCCACUAGUAGAGUUCAGUCCCUGAAGCAUCUGCUUCACCUUGCUGCUCUGGCCAUGUUACACAAGUCCUGUUGCUCCUGGUGUCUUAGGGCACUUGGAAUUUGAGAGACCAGGAAAACUCUCCUGCAUUGCAAGUUGUGCAGAUUCAGGCCCAAUAAAAUAAGAUGCUGGUUGCACCCAUAAAUGUGGCCCCAUGUGUAAUUAGGGAUGUGCAUGGAACUGGCGGGGGGUGGGGGAGUUUGAAGGCGGGGGAGGGUGCACUUACCCCUCCCACCGCGCGCACACACACACACACACACACACCCGCCACCGCACACACACCGGCACUCCAAUGUAAACCGGUCUGGUGGGGUGGCAGUGUUCCUCUCUGCUGCCCUAUCCCCUCCUUGGACCAGAAGCACCCGGCACACAGGCCGACGAGGGAACCGGGAGGUACGUUGCCGCUCUGCUGGACCGUUUUACAAUGCAGCACUGGGACGGGGGGGGGGAGCAGUGGGAGGGGUAAGUGUACCUACCCCCCACCUUAGAACCAGCAGAGCCAGCGGUCGUUUCAACCGGUUCCGUGCACAUCCCUAGGCGUAAUCAGUUUCACGGCAUGGGAAGACACCAGCCAUGGCUGGUUGACCCAAUGGCAAACUGAGCAGCAGUAAUGUCCCGACCAACUUCCUUGCCCUGUUGGACAGGCAUCUUUCUGCAUCGCAGGGGAUAAUUCAUAGUUAGUUUUAUGAUGGACAAGCCUUUCUCCAACAGUACCUUUUCCUUUGGCGCUUGACUUCUAGCCAAGUGAGUCCCCAGUUCCAAGGCAACUAACUACAUGCAGUACGAUCCACCCCUACACACUACUCACAUUUGUGCCGAAUGGGGCUGUGGCGGCCGCACGUGCCUGGGGAAGAGAGCGGGGAGGGAGGAAGCCAUUCCAAAACAGCUGUGGGGUGGAAGGGGGUGCUUCUAAACAGAACCCCCCUCCACACACAUUUUAACCACAUUAUGUAUAUAUUUAUCGGCCUUUUAAAAACCAUGCACUUUAUUUAAAACCUUAUCAAUUCUCACAUAUACUGCACCAGCUGGGAAAGUCACUGACCGAGAUUCCUGUAUUUACCUGAAUCCAAGACUAGGUUUUUUCCAAGUUCUUUGAUACUAGAAAUCAGGGGGUCAUCUUAAAUUCAAAGUCCUCUUCCUUUUGGGUAAGUAUGGGUAUAAGCUGUAUUUAACCACUGUUUUUUUUUUUUAAAGGGGCAUGUUUUAAAUACCAAGUUGUCUUGUAUUCAGGUAAAUACGGUUAUUCAACUCCCUCUCUGUAUGUGUUCGACAUCCUACUGGAAAAAAAGUUUGAAUCAUCCCCCCCACCCCACCCUCAGAUGAUCACGAGGGGCCCAAGGUUGGUGCCCUCCCCUCAGGGCUUCUGCAGUACUUUAGUCAGUGGAUGUUUGGGUUAGCCCUGAAUUGGGAUUAGAGCCUCUCUGGCACCCACCCGGCCCACUUAAGGGAAAAAUGAAAAAGUCCAUCUGCUCAGGUUGAGUUGUGUUUAUCUUGGUGUUAGUUAUGCUCUGGGUUUGGGGCGGGGGGCGUUGUUUGUUUUCCAGAGAAGUGUUUGGAAUCUAGAAUGGUAGCAGACAUACCACGCAAGAGUAGCAUUGUGUUUAACCGAUUGGUACAAGUUACACAAAUGCAAAAUGGCAAGCCCAUCCCCAGUGGGCUUACGCUUGUGUAAUGCAAUUUUGGGUUUGCGCAACUCGGGACAACUCACACAGAUUGCACAAAUGCAGUAUUACUAAGCUGGUUUACGCUUGCGCAGUGUCUGUCACCCAGUUAACUGGGCAGGAUUCUCUGGCGGGGGAUUUGGUGGGUAACGGGUAUGAGGCAGCCAUGGGCUCCUGUUGCCCAGAGGUUCUCUGUAAAGCUUUGCCAGAUAGCCUGAUUAACUGCAGGAAGGCUACGGAAACAUUUGUCUAUACAUCCGAUUUUUGUCAAUACAAUUCCAGACUUCAGAACACACAGAGGCACCUUUAAAGUCUUGCACUUUUAAAUGCAUUUUGUACAUAUAUUAUAAGCUAAAAGGCUGGUUGAUCUAGCCAAGCUGGUUUGACAAAUGCCGUCUGACCUGAUUUGUAUAUUUUGUGACAUAUUAAAGUAUGUAAAAAGGAAAAGGACAGGGAAAAAAAAGCAGCAAAGGCUUAGAGCUGAAUAUUUAGUUUAUUUUAUAUGAUGUUAAAUAUAGAUCAAUUUAUAAAUGUUACUAUUCAUAAAAUAUUUUGUAAAAUGGGCGGGGGGUGGUGAGAAAGUGUCUUAUGGGGACAAAAUAAAUUCUUGUCUAGGAUGCUUACCCCCUUGUGAAGCUCUGCUGGGCAAGAACCAGUGUAUCUCCAUAUGCUUUAACAGAUUUGUACAUAGUAUUUUGGAUGAAAAAUAAAACUGUACUUUUAAGAACUCUUA
Hemicordylus capensis (graceful crag lizard) is the source of this 9888-nucleotide messenger RNA. RefSeq names its product PAS domain containing repressor 1 (gene PASD1). Gene Ontology annotation, biological process: regulation of transcription by RNA polymerase II; circadian regulation of gene expression. Gene Ontology annotation, molecular function: protein dimerization activity; RNA polymerase II cis-regulatory region sequence-specific DNA binding; DNA-binding transcription factor activity, RNA polymerase II-specific. Gene Ontology annotation, cellular component: cytoplasm; CLOCK-BMAL transcription complex; nucleus. NCBI's taxonomy places the organism in Eukaryota, Metazoa, Chordata, Lepidosauria, Squamata, Cordylidae. The record is from RefSeq and is a predicted model, not a curated record. The transcript is spliced from 22 exons. The coding region runs from base 507 to 3047 and encodes 846 amino acids.